Molecule: messenger RNA, 2559 nt
Organism: Cicer arietinum (chickpea)
Lineage: Eukaryota; Viridiplantae; Streptophyta; Magnoliopsida; Fabales; Fabaceae
Product: phosphatidylinositol 4-kinase gamma 4-like
Molecular function (GO): protein binding
Source: RefSeq, a predicted model, not a curated record
AUUUUAUUAAUUAUUAAUAUUAAUCAUCCUUCAUCAUUCUUCUUUUCUCUUAUCAAUUUCAAUAACCCGUUACUUUCUUUUGCUCUUAUUGCUCAAAAAGCUUCCAACUUUCGAUCUCCGACGUCGUUUCACCAGCUUCUUACAUUAAGGGUAUGAUUCUGCUCUCUAUGUUUUGAGAUUUUCUCCAUUGAUUCAGACCCAUUUCUCACUUCAUCUUUGGUCUCUUUUGUCCAUUUUCUUCAAAAAAUAUUUCCUUGUUGUUUUCCAAAUUAGUAGUUUUUAAAGCUUAAUUGUUGACCUGGGUUGUUUAGGAGUAUGAUCAAUUCAUCAUUACCAAUUAAGUUAGUGUAAUUGUAGAAAUAUAAUACAUGGUUAAGCUAUGAUGGCUAACUUGUGAAAUUUUUAGGGUUUUGAUAAUUAGUCUCACACAAGCUUAAUCUGUUUUGGAUUAAUUCUGUUAGUGAAAAUGUCAUCUGCUGGUGUUACCACUCUUAGUCCUGUUCCUAAUGAGCCAUUGUUGUCUCCAAAAGCAUUUCAUUUUCCAUCUCACUUGUGUUUGGAAGACAAAUCCAUUUUCAUAUUUCUCUCAUUUUCGGGUUCGUUGACUCCUAUUCGUGUUAUGGAAUGGGAUACUAUUGAGUCUGUUAAAUUCAAAAUCCAAAGGUGUGAGAGUCUUCCGUUUUUAACUAACAAACAGAAGUUGGUUUAUGCCGGUCGAGAACUUUCUCGAAGUGAUACUCUACUCAAGGACUAUGGAGUAACAGAUGGAAAUGUUUUGCAUUUGAUAAUCAAACUCUCAGAUCUCCAGCUCAUCAAUGUGAAAACGUCUUCUGGGAAAGAAUUCUCUUUUCAGGUGGAAAGAGGUAGGGAUGUCGGGUACAUCAAGCGACGGAUUGCUAAAAAGGAAAAACAAUUUGACAAUAUUGAGCAGCAGGAACUUGUGUGUAAUGGUGAACGGUUGGAGGAUCAGAAGCUUAUUGAUGAUAUCUGCGGCAAGCAUAAUGAUGCAGUGGUGCAUCUUUUUGUCAGAAAGAGGCAUGCGAAAGUUCAUAGACGACCCCUCGAGUUGUCCAUUGUAGCAACAGACUUGGCUGAUAACAAAACUAAAGAUGUUUGCGGAAAUUCUCUUGAGAGAAAAUUUGAAGCUGGUUAUACUGAUGUCAUUCAAAAAGUGGUGCCAAGAAAGCCUCCUGAGAGAGAUUUUCUUUUGGAGCCGAUUAUAGUUAACCCUAAAAUUGAGUUAGCUUCAGCAAUUCAGAAUAUGGUAAACUCUACAUACGGUGGGUUAGCUAAUGAAAACUAUCCAAUAGGAUCUGCUGAGGGUACAGGAGGAGCUUACUUUAUGCUUGAUUCAGCUGGUCAGAAGUAUGUUUCUGUUUUUAAGCCUAUUGAUGAAGAACCAAUGGCUGUGAAUAAUCCUCGAGGUCUUCCAUUAUCGUUAAAUGGCGAAGGCUUAAAAAAGGGUACAAGAGUUGGUCAAGGAGCAUUCAGAGAGGUUGCGGCUUAUGUUUUGGAUCAUCCAAUAAGUGGACGCCGCAAGUUAUUCGGUGAUGUGAAGGGUUUUGCCGGCGUUCCUCCAACAUUGAUGGUCAAGUGCUUGCAUAAAGGAUUUAAUCACCCGGGAGACUUGAUUGCUAAGAUUGGAUCCAUGCAGAUGUUUGUGAAAAAUAAUGGAAGCUGUGAAGAUAUUGGUCCUGGGGCUUUCCCGGUAAAAGAAGUACACAAAAUUACUGUUCUUGACAUAAGACUGGCGAAUGCAGAUAGGCAUGCUGGGAAUAUUUUGUUCAGCACAGAGGAGGGUAGUGACCAGUCUGUUCUGGUUCCAAUUGAUCAUGGCUACUGCUUACCAACAAGUUUUGAAGAUUGUACCUUUGAAUGGCUUUACUGGCCCCAAGCCCGCAAGCCAUAUUCCCCGGAAACUAUCGAGUACAUAAAGUCACUGGAUGCUGAAGAAGAUAUUGCUCUUUUGAAGUUUCAUGGAUGGGAUCUGCCAAUUGAAUGUGCCCGCACUCUUAGAAUCUCAACCAUGCUUUUGAAGAAAGGGGUUGAAAGAGGAUUGACACCUUAUGCCAUUGGAAACCUUAUGUGCAGGGAAUCAUUGAACAAGGAAUCUGUGAUAGAGGAAAUAGUUGAAGAAUCACUGGAAUCUGUACUUCCUGGCACGAGUGAAGCUACAUUGCUGGAUUCCGUUUCACAAAUCAUGGACCGGCGCCUCGAUAAGAUUUUCAACUCUCUUUUUUAAUUAGAGUUGAGUUCUAAACAAUAGUAGCGAGUAUAUAAAUCUGUGUACAAAUAGUACAUAUGUAUAGCUUGGAUUUUUAGUUCAUGACAAAGGAGGUCUGUUUUCUUUGGUUGGAAUCUCACACCAUUCUUUGCUAUAUAACUUCUUAGGUUUUCACUUUUCAUUUUCUUUUAGUUUCCUACAGAUAACAAAUUCUUUCAGAGUUUGUAGUUGAUUUCUUUAUUGAAUUUGAAUUCCAAGAAUAGCAGUCAAACCUUUUCACUGUUUGGAUUGUGAGUUGAUAAUAUGAUUUCUUGUUCUGAACGUUGUUUGAUAUA